AUGACAACACCGAGCCCGCAGGAAAUUGUCCGUUUUAAUCCGCAGGAAACCUCGGAGUUAAAACUCGCCGCGACAGGGCUGAUACGCUUGUAUCAAAAAUUCAUCUCAAGCCAAGACGGUCCGACUUGCAGUUUCUCUCCGAGCUGCUCGCGUUUUGGCAUGGCAUGUAUACAAGAAUACGGUGUGUUGCGAGGCGUGCUACUGACUGCUGAUAGAUUGCUCCGGUGCAACGGUUCACAAUCAAGGCAUUAUCAUAAAGAUAAUGUGACGGGUAAAUACAUUGAUCCAGUUUCAGACUAUGCAGUGUUGAAGUAA
Geodia barretti is the source of this 315-nucleotide messenger RNA. The record is from the annotation of a GenBank genome assembly. Lineage: Eukaryota; Metazoa; Porifera; Demospongiae; Tetractinellida; Geodiidae.